AUGCCUACUGUUCUCAUUACAGGUCUCAACGGUUUCGUUGGCGUACACACAGCCAUCAAAUUCCUCUUUUCAGGAUGGUCAGUCCGUGGAACCGUCAGAUCGUCCGACAAGGGCGAUGAAACUUUGUCUCUGGCUUCAUUGAAGAAGUACGUGGAUGAAGGCAAAUUAACUUAUGUCGUUCUCCCCGAUCUUGUCAAGGGAGAUUAUGGAGAGGCUUUGGAUGGAGUGGAAGGAGUGGUACAUACUGCUAGUCCGUGGCAUAUGGACGGGAAGAAAUGGGAGGAGUAUAGGGAACCCGCUGUUGAGGGAACGAAGAGAUUGAUAAAGCAAGUUGCUAAGGUAUCGAGCGUUAAAGCUCUCGCUAUCGUUUCCUCUUUCGCUGCCGUCGGUGAUACUCAAUCGGACUUUACAACUCUCAAAGAUGUCGUGUACACCGAAGAGGAUUGGGCGCCUAUGACGGAGCAAGAAGCGGAGAAGAUGGAAGCCAAAGAAGAUGGUUCCACUCAAGCAUAUUGGUAUGCCACUUCCAAAAAGUUGGCCGAGCAGACUGCUUGGGAAACGCAUAAAUCACUCGGGCCUAAAUUUGUUCUUGGGACGGUUUGUCCACCAUUCAUCUUGGGUCCAUCGUAUCACCUCCACCCUUCCACUUCCCCAGAUACACUCGACACUUCCACAUCCCUCCUUUUCCAUUCAACGGUAUCCAGCAAACAUCACCCCGUCCCCACUACGACCGCCACAGCAUGGGUAGACGUGCGUGAUGUCGCAGAAGCAUUAUAUCAAAUCAUCUCUCGUCCUAUUUCAGGAAGAUAUCUUCUUUGUGGUGGUGAAUUCGAUUUUGAUAUUGUCGCUAGGACUGUAGCUGGACUUCGACCAGAUUUGAAGACUGCUGUACCGCAAAGGAGUGCGGCGAAGACUCCAUCUGAUAAAGGGAGUUAUAAGUUGGAUGUGGGAAAGGCGAAGAGGGAGCUGGGGAUUGAAUUCACUUCGCUCGAAAAGACUGUCGAGGAUUCAGUGAAACAGUUUGAGCAACUCGAUAUGGUCAUUGCUCCCAAGGCAUGA
Messenger RNA from Tremella mesenterica DSM 1558, 1059 nucleotides. RefSeq lists its product as uncharacterized. Lineage: Eukaryota; Fungi; Basidiomycota; Tremellomycetes; Tremellales; Tremellaceae. Bases 1 to 1059 code for a protein of 352 amino acids. Gene Ontology annotation, biological process: steroid biosynthetic process. The record is from RefSeq and is a predicted model, not a curated record. The transcript is spliced from 5 exons. Gene Ontology annotation, molecular function: 3-beta-hydroxy-Delta5-steroid dehydrogenase (NAD+) activity.